AUGUGGAACGACGUGGAGCUUUUGGUCAACGAGGAUUCGGCCACUGUCCGCUUUGGCAGCGCGGCGGAAACAGAGGGGAAUGGCAGCAGCUUGUAUCAAGUGGACACGCUGGUCAAGGUGUCUUCCGGCGAGGCGGCGACAGCAGGUCACUUCUACUGCAUCAAUGGCACCAAUUGGGGUCUUCUCGUCGCCGACCAGACGCUCAUCCUCUUUGAGGGCAACUACCAAAGCAUCUUGUUGCUACUUCACUUUGAAAGCGUUGUGGACGCUGUGGAUGUGUGCCUGGAAGGGCAAUUUUUGUUGGUGUGCGAGAGAAACGGCAACCUGCACUUGGUCUUUGUUCCACUCAAGAGAAUCCUUCUAACCAGGGCGCUGGUUGUCAAAGCGGGCGACGAUGAUGAGGACGAUAGGAAAACGUACCACGCUUUGGUCAUAGAGGAGAACAAGGCAUCACCAGGCCUGCAUCAUGUUUUUGUGGUGGUAGCGGACGGUUUCUUCCACAUCAGCAACCUUCCUUUGGACAAGAUCAAAACGGCUGUCGAAAAGACCGACAUGGCCGCUUUAAAAGAGCUUCAAAGUUUGAUCAAGAUCGACUUCUGCUCCACUGUCACGUAUCACGGCCGUAGUUGCAGCAAGGCAGUUGCCUUCACUUUGGCCAAUCAAAUCCACUUAUUGAUCGGGGGAGCUGAGGAACACGCCGUCACUCACUGGACCGUGAACCCUUAUCAAAACAACAUGUGCCUUCUUCAUUCUGUGGACAACUCUUUGAUCGCAGGUGUUAAAAAAAUGGUGGUGGUGGGCAAUCUGGUGUACGUUCUUGACACAGAGGAAUUGCUGAGUGUUUGGGAAGUGCAUUUGAUGGUGAUGGUGGGCUUGUGGCCAAACGUCGCGCUGGCAGAUUUUGAACUUAUCACCGAGUGCGACUCGGUGGACCAACUCGGGCGUUUGGCAGACGGCCACAUGAAAAUGCUAACCUUGGAGAAGCAAUACCAGAGUCAGACGAAAUCGCUAAGGAUUCGCUGUUUACCCUCCAUGAGCGUUUGCUACUGCCUGGAUGUUUUCUUCGUGUCCUGCUUGGUCCAGACAAAAAUAAGCAUGGACACCUUUUAUUUCGUGGAGGGAGUUUGUUGCAUGCUAGGAAGCGGGGGGGAGCGGCCUUCCUCCCUGCAUAUCAGAUGCCUGACGGAGGCUUUGCCGGAGACCAGGCUGAGCAGACUUCUUCACAAGCGCAGUUUUGAAGAGGCUGAAAAGUUUGCCGCUCUAUUUGAGCUGGAUUUGGAGCUGGUUCACAAGGUGAAGCUGGACUUUGUGUUGGAGCAGCUGGCAUCGGCGGACGACUGCGAACAAGAUGAAGUCUCCCGACUUGUGGAGGAGGCCAGAGUGAACCUAAUCAAAAUCGACGAUGAGGCAUAUGUUGCGGAUUACUGCCUGAAGGCUCCGUGGCCCACCUGGGAGACGGCCGAGAAGAUGCUGAGCCAUGCUGCCGCGCGUUUCCCAUCCGCACGUCUCCACGAGGCCUUAGCCAGGCUGGUGACCUUCUGCGGCCUUUGCGGCCAGGAAAAAUUCAACGGCGUCGCCUGGAUCAAGUUCCUCAACUCCACCGACAUGUUUGGUGAUAUUCUGAGUCGCCUGAGAAACGGAGACUUUCGGGGUGCGCAACUCCUUUGGCUGAAAUACGAGGGCCAGAUUGCAGACGGCUUCGAUGAGACUGGCCUUCGAGCCGUCUUGGACGCCAUUCCGGAAGAUCUGCCCUCCAGAGACCUGUGUCCUUGGUUCAGGAGCGUUUUUCUUCCGUUUGUUUGGAAAUGGCUUCCAGCGGGACAGAAAAUCCUGGCCCGAUGGAUUGAGCAGAGGGUACGCCAUCUGGAGCUCAUGGAAAAGAGCACUUGGCCACAAAACGGGCUGGCCUUGGCAGAGCUCGGACUGCCGUCUUUGUGGUCAUGGAUGAAAUCUGAUGGUGUUUGCGGCUCAGAAGAGGUGGAGAACUUGCGCACCUUGGUGUGCAACCUGCGUCAGCUUCUUCACCUUGACGCCAAAUACAAUUGCAGACUCUCGCUCUCGCUCGUCGAGAAGGGAAAGGCAGCGGGCGUGGCCUUUCUCAUGCUGGACAAAGUGGCGGCUCCGCCGUUGGUGGCCGCCGCCGUGAAAAACCACAUCCUUCCGUAUGCCGAGGAACAAGGCCUCGCUUUAGACGAGCUGCUCCUACAUUACAUUAAGGAGAUGCUGGGACGUCACAGCUCUCAAACCAACACACUGUUCACUGCGUGGGAAGCCAAAGCAGUGGCAGUGCUGGGAUGCAUGGCUGAUACAGACCUGAUGGCAGACGCCGUGCUGGAGAUCAUGCAGAAAGCAGUGAUUCCUUGGAGUAAGCUCGUGGAGGAGCUGGUUCAGCGCUACCUGGAGGCGCCCGGACCCAAGUGUGAGCUUUUGCGCGAGGGCUACCGGCUGAUGGAAAUCCGUAUGAUUCUGCGGGGCUAUGGGAUCCGCACUUACAACAUCGCCAACAGCGCUCAAAUCAUGGUGGUGGUGAACUACAUCUUGAAGCGGGACUCUCCCACGAGCCUGCGGGACGCCCUGAGCCUGGUCCGAGCGUGCAAGCUUCCCACCUGGCACGUCAACUACCUGCAUGCGGUGCGGCUCAUCGGCCGAGGCGAGAGCGACGCAUCCGCGGCAGCGCUCAAGAGUUUGCCCGCCGAAGAGGUGACCCUCGUGAUGGAGCGCCUCGCGUCCUGGGCCAAGAUAGCGCUGGAAGACAAAGUUUGCUUAUCCCCUGAUCACGAGAAAGAGAAGCUCGUCAUUGGCCGGGCGAUGGUGGAGGCGCUCAAAUAUCAACGCGUCAUACACAAAAAUGACGUCCUUAAAAGCAUGACGUGUGAAGAGGAUCUCCUUAUGUUCCAGGCUAUCGCCCAGCUGCAGGAGUGUUUUGAAAUCUUCACUUCCCCUGCGGAAUACGAAGAUCCGGAAAUCAGGAAUGAGGUCUGGGAACGUUGCGAGGCGGUGGCCGAGCACGAGCCUGGCCCCAGGACAGACGCUGGCCUGCGCCGCCUGGCCCGCACGCUCCGUCGGGGGCCGCAGGAUCACCUUUCCCAUUUGGCUCUGGGAGCCUUGGUGACGGACCGCGUUUCCGAAGCCCUCGCCGUCCUCGACGAGCUGUACAAACACCACAUGGACGCGGACACGGGAGAGGCUCUGUUCAGCGCCGCCAGAACUUUGUGUCGGAUGCUGGACGCGAUGGCGGAGGACGCCGACCUGCCGGCCACCGUCUACCAGCUGGCCUGCCGGGCCGCCACACUGUGCCACCCUGACUUGUUGCUAGACUGUUUGGAGCUUUGCAAGUCAACACGGCUCUCCAUGGAUAUUUCUCACCAGUGCCAAUUGUCUGACGACUACGGCUUCACCCAGGAGCAUUUGUCUUUGGGCACUGAGAAAGAACCCUACUGCGAGUGGCUCUUCCAAGAUUUCUUCCAUGAAGAUUGCAUCGUUUUGGACCCCGUCUCCGUCUUGCCCGUACACUACCAAAUGACCAACUGCUUGAUGCCCGUCUCCCAAGAUGAGCCAAUGUACCCCCUGGACUGUUCCUGCCUCCCACUCUGCUCAUUUCAAGACGGUUCCGACUACCUGCGGCCUCUGCAGGGUCCCCUACGCCACAUUUUGCAGCAGUUCCAGGAAUGCGGUCAGCUGGAGUCAGCCCUCGGGGUGCUGCUCCACUGCUACGCCGGGUGCUUGCGGCACAUCACCUCCAACAUCAUGGACCCCAAGACAGCUGCCCAACUUUACGAGCCACAAAGGCUGAAAAUGUACAACGUGACCUUAAAGGAAGUGCACAAGACUGCCGCCUCGUCCCUGAAAUCCAUCGCUGUGGCUCUGCUUUACAAGGUGCUCAAUUGGAGGACGGUGGAUGUGGAUUGGGCCAUGGGGCUGUGCACGCUUCUCUCCAAAGAAGAGGCCUUUGAAAUCCUUUGGAAGGUCAUCUACGACACAUGGGAAAACUACUCCAGGGCUUUGGCGGCGGCCAGGAUUGGGGCCCGCCUUUGCCACUUGCACAAUUGCACCGAGGAAAUGAACAAGUUUCUGUCCGCCAUCACCGACGCCCAAUGGGGCGUCCUUCUGGCCGAGACCGAGGUUUCCAUGCGACCUGUCUUUCUGCGGCCGCCCGAGGCCAAGGGCGCACUGAUCCCCGUUCUGGUGGAGAACAAGCGGAUGGAUCCGGAUGUCAUCCUUCAGUACUGCAGCGCUUACGGUUUAGACGCCGAUAACGUCAUCGGCCUGUACGUGGGCACGGUGCUGCUGCAGGAAGAAGACGGGGACGACGGCCACGCCCGCGCGCUGGAGCGGGUUCUAGCCGUUGUCCCCAAGCUGCGGCAAACCGAGGAGCUCGUCACCACUCUCGCUGAGCUGCUCUUCAAGCUGAGUCCGUACAACUAUGAGAGGAUCGAGGUGGUGCUGAAGAUUUUACAGGCUGCUGAUGACAAUGUGCCUGGCUUUUCUGUCGCUCAGGCAACGGGCUUGCUACAGCACUUGAAGUCCUACAAGCGCACGGCGCCCCCUUCAGACAUGGAGCGCGCCUACUUUCUGGAGAAGGACCUGUCAGCUGGUCCCCUGGAUAGUGUCAGACUGCCUUUUCACCUCCUCUUGCAGAGCACACACUACUGGAAGGUCAUCACUCCGGAGCUGAGCGAGGAGACCUUCCCAACUCUUCUUUUAAUCAGCAAACUAAUGAAGGUGAGCCUGGAUAAGCUCUACAUGCUAGCAGCCGACCGCAUCUUCGAAAGUAAGAUGAAGCCCUUGUUCCUGGAGCGACAGCGUGGCAAGGAUAUAGAGAAGGUGGCCCUGAGCGUCAUGAACUUGGUGCGGCACAUCCAGAACCGGGAAUGGGCGGCCGCCACAGCCCACAAGCUCACACAGGAGCUGCCGCCGGGUUACGAGAAGACGCAGUCGCUCUGGUUCUGCUUGACGGUGGGAAAAACGUGGCUGGACGAUCCCGACCUGGAUGACGGUGCGCGGUCCCGAGGGGAGGCCUUCUUGUCCAAGGUGCGGCUGCAGCUCCCGCGCUCCGGCACGGAAGGCGUCUUGACAGCUAGGGGCCUGGCCGACCCCGAGCUCCUCAAGCUCGGCGGGGAUCCCGACGGCCUGGUGGCUGCCCUCUACCAGCACGCGAGCGUGGAGCGGCGCUUCAGGGACUCUGUAGCGGCGACCUAUCCUGACAUCAAUGCGGCAGUGGCGGAAAUAGCCGCCAUCAACCAGGUGGAUCUUGUUCAAAUCCAGAACACACUUUUGGAAAAGUGGAUCUGCAAAACGGGAUCCGCGGCGGCCGAGGAAGCUGUCAACGACUUGAAAGUGGAUCCAGACUUAAUGAGGGCGGUGUACAUGCUGCAGUCUCGACCCGCAGCCAAAGCAUUGUGCCUUCUAAGCGCUGUCCUGUCGGCCGAAACCUGGCCCCUGAGCCGAUCCGGACCCCGUCUGACCUACUGCCACCGAACCCGAGCGCUUUUUUGCCUGGUCCGGCUGGCCGACGCCCAGGACCUGGAGUCUCAUUUGAAGAUACCCGCUGCGCAACUGGAGCAGUAUCUGAGAUGCUACGUGUGGGUGUCACGUCUGGAGGCGCUGAACAUUCCCUACACCUUGUCGUCCUUCAUGAGUAGCCCCAAAGAGGGCUUGAUCAAAGGGCUGUGGAAGAACCGCAGUCACGAGCCGCAGGCAGUGCGCUUGGUGGCUGAGCUUUGCCUGGAGUACAAAGUGUACGACCCUCAGCUGUGGAACGCUCUUCUCCAAAAGAUGCUCUGCUUCAACCUGAUUGACGACCUCCAGAAGGUGCUAGAAAGCACUGUCGCCGUGCCUGACCUGUGGGAGAUUCCCAGUUUUUCCCGGACCUGGAAGAGUACACUACUGGCGCCGUUCGCUUCGGCUUCUCUGCCACUGAACGUAGAUCAACGAUCGACGCUCCGCAGGACCUUUGCUCUUCUUCUCAAGUGUCCCCUGUUGUCGAGCGUGAACCUGAACGGAAUCGCCCAAGGCUUCGACCGCCUAAAUCUGCUGCCCUUCGCCUUGGGGACGCUCUUGCUCAUUCCUUGCGCUGGCGAAAAAGAGCAACGGCUUCAGGCCUUUCUUUCCGAACACGAGCCGCUCGCUAUACUGGAGCAGGAAGACCUGGUGAACACCGGAGAGUUUGCCGGCAUUCCGUGGCAGAUCAGGGAGAUUGUCAGCACCUACAUGAUCCGGCGCGGUCAAGAUGGCGAGCUAGCCAAGACGAAUCAGUUACCCGUUCCGCCGGUAAGUCUGACUUUGUUGGCCUGA
Messenger RNA from Nerophis lumbriciformis (worm pipefish), 6294 nucleotides. The record is from RefSeq and is a predicted model, not a curated record. NCBI's taxonomy places the organism in Eukaryota, Metazoa, Chordata, Actinopteri, Syngnathiformes, Syngnathidae.